Molecule: messenger RNA, 1146 nt
Organism: Hippopotamus amphibius kiboko
Lineage: Eukaryota; Metazoa; Chordata; Mammalia; Artiodactyla; Hippopotamidae
Product: pregnancy-associated glycoprotein 2-like
Exons: 9
Coding region: 1-1146 (381 amino acids)
Biological process (GO): proteolysis
Molecular function (GO): aspartic-type endopeptidase activity
Source: RefSeq, a predicted model, not a curated record
AUGAAGUGGUUUGGGAUCCUCAGCCUGGUGGCCCUCUCAGAGUGCCUAGUCAUUAUCCCUCUAACGAAGGUGAAGACCAUGCGAGAGACGUUCGGAGAGAAAAACCUGCUGACAAAUUUCCUGGAUGACAACACUGACAACAGGGCCCAGAAUGUUGCUGAUGACAGAAAUACUACCCUUCACCCCCUGAAGAACCACCUGGAUCUGGCCUACAUGGGAAACAUCACCAUUGGAACACCCCCUCAGGAGUUCAGUGUUGUCUUCGACACCGGGUCAUCUGAUUUUUGGGUGCACUCCACCCGCUGUUACAGUCCCACAUGCCGUAAGCACAAGCUCUUUAACCCUCACUUGUCCACCACUUGCCGGCUCUCAGGCCAGCCCAUUAACUUGAAAUACACCUCUGGAGGGAUUGAUGGAUUCCUUGUCUAUGACACCAUUCGGAUCGGGAAACUCAUUGACCUGGGCCAGGCAUUUGGUCUGAGCCAGAAACUGAUUGGGUUCACAAAUUGCGUUUUUGAUGGCGUCCUGGGCCUGGGCUUCCCCAGCCUCUCACAGGCAGGGAUCACCCCCGUGUUCGACAACCUGAAGACACAAGGCAUGAUUCCUCAGCCUAUCUUUGCCUUCUACCUGAGCAAUGGGAAGCAGAAUGGCAGCAUGGUGAUGUUUGGUGGGGUGGACCACAGUUACCACAAAGGAGAGCUCAAGUGGAUACCAGUGUCCCGGACACAUUUCUGGCAGAUAACCAUGAACCGCAUCACCAUGAAUGGGAUAACUGUUGGUUGUUUCAUCGGCUGCCAGGGCAUUUUGGAUACCGGAGGUUCAAUGCUGCUUGGACCACUGGAACUGGUCAACACCAUCCAGAAGCUCAUCAGCGCCAGGCGUAUUGGUCUAGAGUAUGUGGUUCCGUGUAACAUCAUCAGGCAACUGCCUAGUAUCAUCUUCACCAUCAAUGGCAAUGACUACCCAGUGCCUGCUGAAGCCUACAUCUGGAAGAGUUCUCAAGGUAUAUGUUUCAGCACUUUUGGUGGGAGAACACAGAUCUGGAGACAGACGGAGACCUGGAUCCUGGGUGACGUCUUCCUGAGGCUGUAUUUCUCAGUUUAUGAUCGGGGAAGCAACAGGAUUGGCCUGGCUCCCGCAGUGUAA